CCGCCCCUGCGGCAGAGCGGCGCCCCGGGCGUGACUGCCCCCUGCCGGCUGCGGGUGGGGGGGCGUCCCGGCCGGGUCCGUGGAGCGGGGAACGGAACACGCGCCUUGGAGUUCGGAGCUGUCCGCAGAAGUCGCCUCCUGUGCAGGCCCGAGCCUUCUUCCACACCAUGAACACGUCCCCCGGCACGGUGGGCAGUGACCCGGUGAUCUUGGCCACUGCAGGCUACGACCACACAGUGCGGUUCUGGCAGGCGCACAGUGGGAUCUGCACCCGCACGGUGCAGCAUCAGGACUCUCAGGUGAACGCACUGGAGAUCACGCCUGACCGCAGCAUGAUCGCUGCUGCAGGUUACCAGCACAUUCGCAUGUAUGAUCUCAGCUCCAACAACCCCAACCCCAUCAUCAGCUAUGACGGGGUCAACAAGAACAUUGCGUCCGUGGGCUUCCAUGAGGACGGCCGCUGGAUGUACACGGGUGGGGAGGACUGCACGGCCCGGAUCUGGGACCUCAGGUCCCGGAACCUGCAGUGUCAGCGCAUCUUCCAGGUGAAUGCACCCAUUAAUUGUGUGUGCCUGCACCCCAACCAGGCGGAGCUCAUUGUGGGUGACCAGAGCGGCGCCAUCCACAUCUGGGACUUGAAAACUGACCACAACGAGCAGCUGAUACCUGAGCCUGAGGUCUCCAUCACGUCGGCCCACAUUGACCCCGAUGCCAGCUACAUGGCAGCCGUCAACAGCACCGGGAAUUGCUACGUCUGGAACCUGACGGGGGGCAUUGGUGACGAGGUGACACAGCUUAUCCCCAAGACCAAGAUCCCAGCGCACACCCGCUACGCCUUGCAGUGCCGCUUCAGCCCCGACUCUACGCUUCUCGCCACCUGCUCGGCUGACCAGACGUGCAAGAUUUGGAGGACAUCCAACUUCUCCCUGAUGACAGAGCUCAGCAUCAAGAGCAGCAACCCGGGAGAGUCCUCCCGCGGCUGGAUGUGGGGCUGUGCCUUCUCGGGAGACUCGCAGUACAUCGUCACCGCUUCCUCUGACAACCUGGCCCGGCUGUGGUGUGUGGAGACGGGAGAGAUCAAGAGAGAGUAUGGCGGCCACCAGAAAGCUGUCGUCUGCUUGGCCUUCAACGACAGCGUGCUGGGCUAGCCCGUGCUCCCCUGGGAUUUCAGGUGGCUGUCCAAGGAGCACCUGCGGACUAGGUCUGCCCAGCUGCCCAGGUCAGAGUGAACCUCCAUGGGCUAGCCUCUACUAGCCUGGCCAGCUGGAACUGCCUGGCCUACCCUGGCUCCCUCGGCCGGCUUAGACUGGCCAGGCUAGUAUGCCCUGGGAUUCUCUCAGCUCCCAGUUGCUUAUGUGGA
This is a messenger RNA of Callorhinus ursinus (northern fur seal), 1360 nucleotides long. The record is from RefSeq and is a predicted model, not a curated record. Lineage: Eukaryota; Metazoa; Chordata; Mammalia; Carnivora; Otariidae.